This is a messenger RNA of Ruditapes philippinarum (Manila clam), 4612 nucleotides long. RefSeq lists its product as uncharacterized. The transcript is spliced from 7 exons. The record is from RefSeq and is a predicted model, not a curated record. The coding region runs from base 138 to 2183 and encodes 681 amino acids. NCBI's taxonomy places the organism in Eukaryota, Metazoa, Mollusca, Bivalvia, Venerida, Veneridae.
UUUGUUGGAAUUGAUUAAAAGAUGAUUUUCUUUUUGCAGGAUAUACUUAUAUUGUGGAUAACAUUCAGGGCUACAAGGUCAUUACUCAGGAAUACCAGAAGGAAUAUGUAAGAAAACUUAUUCCAAAAAUAGGAAAAAUGAUUACUCCAAGUAAAGUUCUUCCACAUCUUCGUCGUAAAGAGCUUAUAGCAAGAUGCGAUAUGAAAAAAAUUGAAAAAAUAUCUGCAAAUUGUAGUAAUUAUGCAGGUGCAAAACUUUUGCUUGAAAGACUACUAGAAAACAAAAAACAUCACAACUGGUACGUUCUGUUUAUAGAGGCUUUACAAGAAGCAGGUAUGAAUGAGGUUGCCAUGGACCUUCAAAUCCCAGCUUUAUUACCAGGCUCGGCACAAAACUUUACUGAUACUGGUACCGUGAAUGUAAACCUUGACACAAGCUUGAUGAAUAAUUCAUUUGUAACUAAAAAUAAAGAAAAAGACAAACGCAAAAAAUCAAGGAAAGAAUCUAUUCAGCCCAACACUCUGGAUAAGCAAUCACAGAAAGCAAGAGAUGCUGCACUUGUUAAAGGGCGAAAAGGACAAAUGAAAACAAAUUAUAGUGAUGAUACAACAGAGGAUGAAAGUAAAUGUUUAGAAUACAGAGAAAUGGUUAGAAUCUUCAAGCCAUUGAUUGUGCAGAAUCUGCUUGUACAUGAUAUUUUACCUUCUUUACCAUUUCUAGAUAAUCAUGACGAUAUAUAUGGUGAAUUGAAGAAUCGUUCCGAAAAGUCAGCUGUACUGAUCCUUUUAGACGAAUUAGAAAAUUGUCAAGAACUUGGAAAGUGGGAAAAAUUUAUCAGUGCCUUAUCUGAAAAUGGGUACUCAUACAUCGUCGAUAACAUUAGGGGUUACAAGUUUAUCAACCAUGAUUAUCAAAAACAGUACAUAAAAAACAUUACUCCUAAAAUUGGCUACAUGAUAACAGUAUGCGAAAUUCUUCCUCUUGUUUCGGCAAAAGAAGUAAUCAGUGAAAGUGACAAAGAAAAUAUUAAAAGAGAAGAUGUCAACCAUGGUAACUUUGCAGCCGCAGUUUUACUACUCAACAGAAUCCACCGUAAGCAUCGCAAUUGGUACCUGCUAUUUAUUGAAGCCCUAAAUGAAGCAGGAAUGAACGAUGUUGUAAAAUGCCUAGAAAUACCAGAAUUGUUAGAAAGCAAAAGGACAAAGGACUUCGAAUUCUAUAAUGAAAACACCUACGACGAAAGAAAAGACACUCCGUACAGCAUUCCACCUUCACCCAAGUCAACCGAAUAUGACACUUUUUCAAUUCAAAACGUGUCUGGAUAUGAGGAAUAUGAAAUGUAUGUACCACCAGUUCCACCUCGACCGCCGUUGUCAAGCAAAUUGUGUGACUAUAAAAUACAAGGAGCCUGUCUAAAACAAAAUAAAAGAAGAAUAUCUAAUAUCUCUGAUGACAAUUCAACCGAAUAUGACACUUCUUUAAAUCAAAGCGUGUCUGGAUAUGAGGAAUAUGAAAUGUAUGUACCCCCAGUUCCACCUAAGCAGUCGUUAACAAGCAAAAAGUGUAACUAUGAAAUACAAGGAGCUUGUCUGAAACAAAAUAAAAGAAGCAUAUCUAAUAAAUCUGAUGACAGGGCAGAAGGCCAGCUGACUAACACUUUGGCUAAUGUUGAUGAUGGUUUGGUCAAGUUUUUUAAUGCUUCGGAAAAUGUAAGAUUAAUGGCUGAAAACGAGGAGCUGAAAAAAGUACAUAAUGCUCUAGCUGUCCAAAACUCCCUCUUGGAGCAAAAGUUUUCCAUGUUUGCAGAUAUUAAUAAAAACAUUAAAGAACGCCGUGUCCUUUUGGAAAAUAUAGCACUAGAGGAAAAGGAAAAGAACGCUUUACUUGCAGGCCCGGUAGCAAGUGAUGAUCUUGAAACUAAUGACGAAGCAAACGAUUUUUAUCCAACAUCUAGAACCAAUGGGCCAGCUGUAGAUACACAUACAGGUGCAUGUGCUCCGAUUAAGCAAACAUUUGAUUACAGGGAUUCAAUACUUGAGGAAAAGUAUUGUCAAGGCAUUGGAUCAAAUGUCACAUUUGAUCAUUCGUCAUUGGUAAAUAUAUACCACCCACACUUCGACAGUCGAAACAAAAUUGUUGCUAUGUUCGACAAAGACAGUGGUAUCGGUAUGGAUUUAAACUAACCUUGAUUGUGAAGGUUUUGCAGUGGUGGAAUAACAAAUGACAUUCUCCCUGAUGAAGUUUUUAAAAACUAAAUUGUACAUGACUAAUUAUGUUUCUGAAAUUCAUAAAUGUUAAAUUCUUAAGUAAUGUCAAACAUGUGUUUAAUAAUGUUCCAUAAUUGAUUGAAAGCAUUUUACAUGUUUUACAACUGAGGAAAGUAGCGCUAAAUGGUCGUAAAGGUAGCAAAAUGUAAACAAAAUAAUAUUUUAACUUUCAUACAAAAUACCCCUAUUGCCAACAAAGCAAUACAAGCAAAGAGAGUUCAAUUUUAUGGCAAUUGAGUAUCAGACACCAUAAAUAAAAAAGUUUUUGAGAAACAAAACUUAAAGCAUGUCUUGAGAAUUAUGUGUCUUUUAAGUAAAAGCGAAUAUAAAAAGACUUACCCAUGACUGUGAAAUCACUCAAAAUAUCGUCUUGCGGGAUUAUAUAUGUUAAAUAUAUGUUGCACUAAAGUUUAGUAAACAAAUGAAUUUCUCUAAUUAUGAAAUUCAUAUUUUUAGUAAUUAUUUGUAUAAUAUGAUGAUAAAAGUAUGUAUGGAAAUAGUACUGGUGUAUGAUAAAAGAAAUGAAAAACUGAUGAAAGAAAUGAAAAAAAUAUCGAAUCAAUGAACUUUGGAAAAAAGAGACUUAAGUAGAAAAAACGUCUGAUUACCAUGGUAGAAUGUAACGAUAUCCCAUUUCUGGGCAAAUCAACAGAGUAAUAAAGAGUUAAUCUUCUGCUCGUUUAACGCGGUUUUACAUUUUCUAACGAUUAAAUAUGCUAUUUCAAUACAAAUCGUUUCAUAUAAUUGUCACACGAAAAGAAUUAAAGUAAAUAAUAAAAUUUGCUGUCGACAAAAUAUAUAAAUAAAAAGAAAUCACUUCGAUGAUUCUAAUCUACUGGUCUGCUCUCUAUAUGUAAAUACGAAAAGUGGAUUAUUCGUUUCGCGAUCUUCUUUUUUAAGAACUGAAAGUCACUGACACGUUAUAAAUAGCUCUCAGGACGCUGUUUUGAAGAAGACUUAACAGUGAUAUGAUGUACUUUUCAAGGUAAGAUCACUGAAAUACCUUCAUUGAAACAACUCAAAAUCUUUAUUCCCACAAAAAAUAACAGCUGAAGGCCGCUUUAACGAAAGAUAUGUAAGAACAAUAUACCAAACAUUGGUCCAGACGUAUGCAUUGUGUUCUAAAAAAUAGAAUCAUUUUUCUAUUUCGCUUUUUAAACAAGAUGAUUCUUUUGCAAGAAUACCGUUUAUAUUGCAGGAAGUAGUAUAAUAUUUAUGAUACAAAACAGCAGAUGAAUAAUGACACAUGACAAAUAUAUGAUGUGUAAAUUUUGCUCUUUGCAUUUUUGGUAAUGACCUGUCAUCGUUAUUAUCAUUUCUAGUUUUUGCUUUUUGAAUUUUCAAUUUCUUACAUUUCUGUGAUUGUAAUGUUUGCUCUGUGAACAAUUUAAAACGAAGUCUUAACUUAUUAUGAUUUCUAAUUAUAGCUCUAUGAAUAAUUGUAAUUCCACCCUGUACGUUAUUAUGAUUGUAAUCUUUGUUCUAUGAAGAAUUGAAAAUGAAGUCUCAUUGUUAUUAUCAUUUCUAUUUUUACUGUAUGAACAAGUGUAAUUCAACCUCAUACGUUAUUAUGAUUUGUACUUUUUGCCCUAUGAACAAUUGAAAAUUUAGUCUCAUCGUUAUUAUGAUUUCUAUUUUUGCUCAAUGAAAAUAUGUAAUUCCACCUCAUGCGUUAUUAUGAUUGUAAUAUUUGCUAUAUGAACAUUUGAAAAUGAAGACUUAUUGUUAUUAUCAUUUCUAUUUUUUGCUUUGUGAAAAAUUGUAAUUCCACCUCAUACGUUAUUAUGAUUGUUAUAUUUGCUUUAUGAACAUUUGGAAAUGAAGUCUCAUUGUUAUUAUAAUUUUUAUUUUUACUGUAUGAAUAAGUGUUAUUCAACCUCAUGCGAUAUUAUGAUUUGUACGUUUUGCUCUAUGAAAAAAAUGAAAAUGAAGUUUCAUCGUUAUUAUGAUUUCUAUUUUUGCUCUAUGAAUCAUUGUAAUUCAACCUCACACGUUAUUUUGACUGUUAUUUUUGCUCUACUAAUAAUUGUAAGUGAAGUUUCAUACGUUAUUAUGAUCAUGAAUUGCCAUCACUAUAUACCCUUUCUCAUGUAUUUGUGUUGAUUGUUAUUGCGACAAACUUUGUUAGUUUAAAGCUGAAUGAAGUGUGUUGUAUUUUAUUGUUUUACUUGGCAAGUAUACUGUUAUGAUUGUGUUUUCAAUAAGAAUAUUGUUAGGUUAAAAUUUUUUUUAUUUUUUUUUUAUUUUUAUAUCAGAGCAUAACAGAAUAUAAACUUUAUUUGUCGAACUUUAAACAUACGUAGCGAGACAUUUUAAAUAUAGUGAGGCUUAAAACGCACAGACUA